Molecule: messenger RNA, 6466 nt
Organism: Alosa sapidissima (American shad)
Lineage: Eukaryota; Metazoa; Chordata; Actinopteri; Clupeiformes; Clupeidae
Gene: zmiz2
Product: zinc finger, MIZ-type containing 2
Exons: 20
Coding region: 627-3500 (957 amino acids)
Biological process (GO): protein sumoylation; regulation of transcription by RNA polymerase II
Molecular function (GO): SUMO ligase activity; zinc ion binding
Source: RefSeq, a predicted model, not a curated record
UGAGGGGGUGAGUGACAAAAAAACUGCUCCUUUCUUCCGAACCUCCAUCCCCAUGAUCUCAUGAAUAAAUUAUAGCGGCUCAUUGUGCAAUAGAGUGAGGAAUGCUGCGCAGCUCAGGGAAAUACUGCCGAGGGCAGAGACUACACAGACCGAGACUACACAGAGACCUAGUGGUUAUUCUACCCGUACUUUUUUAAACUACCCGAUAGCUGGUUGGGUCCGUCUUUAUAGCCAGCGAAUUUCAACUAGCCAUACGCCGGGUCUAUGCAGUGAUACACCGAUUUUAUUUUCCAAAUGCACAUGGAUAAAACAAGGUAGCCGUAUUUACUUGUUCACGAUUGCUAGUGGUGUUAAGCCGUGGACAUUUCAGAUAGCAUAACCUGCACAGAUGCAAUCGAUUUGGUAGCAAAAAGGGGAAAAGGGACAUAGCUGCUACACUAUCCACUUCUAUCGGCGUUUGCAAAACGGAUUGCACUGGUCCUUUUCAUUGAAACACACAGAGGAUUCCUACCGCGGAUCACAGAAUCACCAGUCAGAGACCGGAGCAACCUCGGGCAGCUGUGGUCGGAGACUGCCUGCCAGGUUGAGGAGUUUGGGGGUUCCCUGCAGACCCCUGUGACCCUCCGAUGAACCCCAUCAACUCCAUGAAACCUGCCUUGCCUCCCACGCCACAUAGUGACGGCUCCUACCCAUAUGAUCCUGUCCCCUGGCAGCAAGGUGCCAGUCAGCCAGGCUCUCUCUCUGUGGUAACCACAGUGUGGGGAGUGACCAGUCCUUCACCCAGCCAGGUGUUUGGCGCUCCCAUGGGUCCGGGCGGCAACUCCGCUGGCAGCCACAUGAUGCCCGGCAGCAGCCCUGGCAUGAACUCGCCGCAGUUCCUGGCGCAGCAGGGCUACCCCGAGCCCAACAAGGCCUAUCUGCAGUCGGGCAUGUACGGACGCCCCAGCGGGGCCUACCCAGCAGGCCCGGGCUACGGCGGCAGCUACCCCAGUAGCGGCGGGGGAUCCAUGGGCAUGCCCCCCCAUGGCGCCCGCCCCCCCACAGACUUCACCCAGGCCGCCGCUGCCGCGGCUGUUGCUGCCGCCGCCGCCACAGCCACCGCCACCGCCACAGCAACGGUUGCCGCCAUUCAAGAGAAACAGAACCAGGAAAUGAGCUAUGGCCCGAUGGGUGGUGCUUCCUCCUACAACACCCAGUUCCUGUCCCACUCGGGCCCUCGGGGCCCCCCAGGGAUGGGGCCGGGGGGGAUGGGCCCGGGCGGGAUGGUUGGAGCGCGCGGACCCCCCUCCAUGGGCCCCAUGUACGGACCCCCACAGGGCCAGAGGAUGCCGCAGCAUCCUGGCUACGCCGGACAGCCGGGACCACCACGACACCAGCAGGGCCUCAAGCGCCCGUAUAACUCUGAUGGUUUCCCUGGGCAGCAGUGUGGGCCUGGCAUGGGUCCCGGAGGCGGGCCGUAUCCGGGCCAGCCGAUGCAGUACCACGGAGCGGGCCCCCAGCGCUCGGCGCCCUCCCCCUCCUACCCCUCCCACAGGAUGGGCAUGCAGCCGGGGGGCAUGAGCCAGUACCCCACCGGACCCAGCAACCCCGGCCAGUACUACAAGCUCUCCCCACAGGCGGACCAGUUUAACGGGCAGGGUGCCACUCACAGCAGCCUGGCAUCUGCAGUCGCUGGAGGAGGGGGACCGUACAACACUUUCACACAGGCUGCCGUCAACGGGCCUGGGCGGACGAUGCCAGGCUACCCCAGCUCUCCGUUGCCUGGCAACCCCACUCCUCCCAUGACGCCGGGCAGCUCGAUGCCCCCCUACAUGUCGCCGGGGCAGGACGUCAAGUCACCCUUCCUCCCCGAUGUCAAGCCCAACAUCGCCUCAAUGCAGCCCCCUACAGGUAACCCUAGCGAUGACCUUCGCCUGACCUUCCCUGUGCGGGACGGUGUGGUGCUAGAGCCCUUCCGCCUGGAGCACAACCUAGCCGUUAGCAACCACGUCUUCCAGCUGCGAGACUCCGUCUACAAGACUCUUAUUAUGAGCUGUCAUGAUGGGUGCGGGUGCAUUAGCGGGCCUGACCUGGAGUUGCAGUUUAAGUGCUACCACCAUGAGGACCGGCAGAUGAACACCAACUGGCCGGCGUCGGUGCAGGUGAGCGUGAACGCCACGCCUCUGACCAUUGAGCGCGGGGACAACAAGACCUCCCAUAAGCCCCUUUACCUGAAGCAGGUGUGCCAGCCGGGACGCAACACCAUCCAGAUCACCGUCACCGCCUGCUGCUGUUCUCAUCUGUUUGUGCUGCAGCUGGUCCACAGGCCCUCUGUUCGCUCCGUGCUCCAGGGCCUCAUGAAGAAAAGGCUGCUUCCUGCCGAGCACUGCGUCACCAAGAUCAAGCGUAACUUCAGCAGUGGCACCAUCCCUGGGACGCCGGGCCUGAACGGGGAGGAUGGCGUGGAACAGACGGGCAUCAAAGUGUCGCUCAAGUGUCCAAUCACCUUCCGCCGAAUCCAGCUGCCCGCCCGUGGACACGACUGUAGACACAUACAGUGCUUUGACCUGGAGUCUUACCUACAGCUGAACUGUGAGCGAGGCACAUGGCGCUGCCCUGUGUGCAAUAAAACGGCUCUUCUAGAAGGACUGGAGGUUGACCAGUACAUGCUGGGUAUUCUCAUCUACAUCCAGAAUUCUGACUAUGAGGAAAUCACCAUUGACCCGGUGUGCGGCUGGAAGCCGGUGCCGGUGAAACCGGAUCUGCACAUUAAAGAGGAUCCGGACGGGCCUGCUCUUAAGCGCUGCCGCACCCUUAGCCCCAGUCACAUGAUCCUGCCCAGCGUCAUGGAGAUGAUCGCAGCGCUGGGCCCAGCCUCCUCGCCAUACCAGUCGCUGCCACAGGGGGGCAGCAGCCACACACCAGAGUACCCCAGCCAAGGCGGGUCAGGCUACUCUAACCAGCAGCCCGGUUUCUCGGACUUUCCUAAUGCCCCUGGGACCCCCACCAUGGGUGAGUUCGGCUCAGGCCCCCCGUCCAUCUCCUAUCAGUCGGACCUCCCCAGUGGACUUCUCACGCCGGACAAGCCCGUGGGACACCCCAUGUCUGGACAGGUGAGGCCCCACCAGCCCCAUCCAGAGACCCACUCCGCACGCUACCCGGAGACCAGACACCAGCCUCUUUCGCACAGAGGGCCCGAGAUGGCCCAUGGAGGCCGCAUGGACUCUGGCCACGGUAACCUGCAGCAGCAGCAGCAGCAACAACAGCAACAGCAGGCCAUGCACGGCAACGGCAAUCUCAGCGGCCCCGGAGGACAGAUGCACUCACGCGGCCCUUCCCAGAAUUCCCGGAUGCACCCGGACAACGCGUUUGGACUGGGCGGCCCAGGCGAUGUUCCAGAGCCAGCGCUUGAUUUGCUGCCAGAGCUGACCAACCCAGAUGAACUGCUGUCCUAUCUGGGCCCGCCCGACCUCCCCAACAACAGCAACGACGACCUGCUCUCCCUCUUUGAGAGCAACUGAUGAUGUGCCCAGUUCUCCAGGCCUCCACCUCCACUGUCUUCUGCUCCUGCAGCAAGGCCAACCACAUCCAGUCAAGACCUCCUCAGCUAUGGCACGGUUUCGUGCAGCACAGCAACACCUUCCUCAAACUUACUCCGUACUCCGCGUCCUGUGCCACCCAACCCCAGAUGGAAUAUGACAUACAAAUAAGUGAAAAUAUAUAUAUAUAUAUAUAUUUCUGCAACAUUGUAUAGAAAGAUGGGCGUCUCCACUCAUUGCCUCAAAGGGACCUGCCGGCUCUGAAACAGACCCGAGCCAGGACUGGACCAGAGGCUCUCUAGCGCCCUCUACUGUCCAGGGCAGGAUGAGGGACCCUGCCUGGUACCGGGACAUGCUGACCUGAAGGACUGCAGCAGUCGUCUCAGCCUGUGACACGUCUCAGCCUGUGGCACGCAUCUAAAACUUUUGUGGGCCCCCCCCCCCCUUUUUUUUUUUCUUCUUUUCUUUUCUUUUGAACGCCCUAACACAGAAGUCUCACCCUCCACCCGAAUCCCUUUUGUUGGAAUCCAGCUGAUCUGAAUACAGACUCAUGUUUAGUGUUUAAUAUGUAAUGCCGGGGACACCUGUACCAAGGCAAGAACAGGACACCACCUUUCUUAAAUUACACGACGGAGUGUUGCAUUUUUAAUAAGGCUAUUUUGGAAAAUGUAUCCAUGAGUACUUAUUCGGCAAGUUUUAAAUACUGAGUCCCUCGUUGAAGCCCGGGGGAGCCAGGACUGGUCAGUGUUUGUACUCAUUGUCUUUGUGGACUUAGGAAAGCCUGCAGAUCUCUCCCUCCAUCAAUAAUUUAUGAAUGAAGAGCUAAUGGUUUUAAAUGUUGACUGAAUGUGCACAGUUUUGCUGUGGAAGGAACGCCCCUUGGUCCAUGGAGUCGACUGUCUCCUCCUCCACCAUGAAUAAGCAGUUGGAUAUUUUUGUUCUUUUUUUUAUUUUUUUAUUUUACAUUGUACUCUCUAAAUCCCUGAAGUACCCCUCUCUGAUCACAAAGCCAUAAUUAUGUGUUUUGCUACAAAUGUGGAUUUGGGUUCCUCAUACAACCUUAAAAUAGUUUCAUGUUUUUUGUUAUUGUUGUUCUGGGUUAUCAGAGGAGUAUGUGUCAAAAUUCCCAUGUGAGAAGUCCAGGACAAGGGCCUGCCCUAAGUGCAGAAUGAUUACUGAUGGGAACGUUCUGAUAUGAUUAGAAUGAUGGGAAGGUUCUGAGAUUAUUAGAAUGAUGAAAAGGUUCUGAGAUGAUUAGAAUGAUGGGAAGGUUUUGAAGGAGUAGCUGGGCUUGGCGCUGGUCCAGCCGAAACUGGACCGGGUGCAGAUCUGGGCACCGUCUGGUCUGGAGUGAGCUGUGAUCGUGUUCAGCCUCUAAGACCCUUAAAGUCUAAAGAGCUGGACUGGUCAGAUGUCUGGGGGAGACAGUUGUUAUGACAUCUGUCACACGUGCACAGCACCAUCUUUUCAUAGCCUGGGGAACAGAAGCAGAGUGUUGCUCAAAUGGUAGCUGGGGGGAAGGGGCAAGAAUGCCAAAAUCUCUCAGUGGUCUCUGAGUACUGUAAGAUGGUGGGCAGAGGGAAGAGGUUGUGAUUCUGUUAUGAGAAGUGUGCGUACACACACACACACACGCGCACACACGCACGUGCACACUCACUCUCGUUUGACCAUCUCCACUCCCUGCUAAGGCUUGUCUGUCUCUUUUUUCUUCUUAUUUUUUUCCUUUUUCCACCAGUCUUUGUAUUCCUGUUCUCUGUUGUGUUAGCUCCUCUGCUUUUCUAUAUUAAUUGAAUCAAGCUGAACCUAGACACAAUUUAUAUACAGUGAAAUUGAAAUGAUUUCCAUGAGACCAAGUGACCUCCGACUUUUAAAGAUGUACAAGUGCAAGAAUGAAGCCUGAGUUAUUCUUAGACCAAGAGCAUCUGACUGAGGAAAGGAAAUUAUUGUCUCUUGCGAGUGUACAAGGUUGCAGUAUAAGUCACUACAAUCUGAAUGGGAACGACCCCAUAAACAGCAAUGAUCCAAAUUUUGUACUCCAUCAUACCACAUAAAGAAUAGAAAGCAAACACCCACACCCACACCCACACACAAACAAAUCAGGAUGUGUUAGCUUGUAAGAAUGGGUAGGCUAUAUCCUGGAGUUAAGUCCAGAUUGUUUUUUAUUAUUCACCUACACUGAAAACGAAUGGAAAGAAGGACGUUUUUGAACAACAUGUACAGAUAUAAAAUUAGGCGAUUGUUACAGCUGUGAACUUUUUUGAAGUAUGUACCCUCCAUCCCAUUUCCAUGUGGACAGCUUAGUGACAAUAAAACUCUCCGACACUCUCCUAUGUUUCCCUGCUUUCUGCUUGUGCUCUGGAGUCCAAAAGAGAACCAGCAAACUGGAGAAGGGGAGUGAUGUCUACAAUUAUUUCCUAUCUUGUCUGAGUUUAUUAUUUAAAAAAUGUCUUCUGGGCACUGUCAGCUGUGUGCAGUUUGUAUUAUAAACUGUCUAGGACAUCAAAAGUUUUUUUUUUUUUUUCUUUGGAUGUGCAAUGUUUUUUGUGUUGGUUUUUAAGACAUUGUGUAUCAUACAGUUUGAACAUUAAGUAUGUAAUUAAUCGUUAUUAUUAUUAUAAUUCUAAAGAUAUUUGGUGGAACUGUAUGCCUCUCUCUUGUGUGAGUACUAGCAAUGUUUAUGAAUUUGUCAUGGAAAAAAUCUUCACCGAAGUCUGUGACUAUGACGCCUCUCCUCUGCUCUGAGGUCAGGGCGCUGAAUUUAACUUGAGACCAGCAGCAAGUCACACACUGUUAAUUAAUCACAAUGUUUGAAGAAAUGUUUGUUAUGUGUUGGUGAAAUCUAUACGUUCUGACAAUUGAAUUAAACCUGUAAAGUUGAACUCGAUUUGUUUUUCUAAAGAUGUGAAAUAUUUCCAUUAUGUUUUAUAAGUAAAGACUUAAGCCCCAAA